Messenger RNA from Oncorhynchus gorbuscha (pink salmon), 1929 nucleotides. Its product is annotated as transcriptional repressor protein YY1-like. Bases 103 to 1170 code for a protein of 355 amino acids. Gene Ontology annotation, molecular function: RNA polymerase II cis-regulatory region sequence-specific DNA binding; DNA-binding transcription factor activity, RNA polymerase II-specific. The record is from RefSeq and is a predicted model, not a curated record. The transcript is spliced from 5 exons. Lineage: Eukaryota; Metazoa; Chordata; Actinopteri; Salmoniformes; Salmonidae. Gene Ontology annotation, cellular component: transcription regulator complex; PcG protein complex. Gene Ontology annotation, biological process: regulation of transcription by RNA polymerase II.
UUUUCACAAUGCUGUGGAGACGGGAGUAGAACAGAGUUGAGUAGGUUGAAGACAGUAAAAAAAAAAACAUAACAGGUGGUGAGGAAUUCAGGGGUUUCCAACAUGGCAUCAUGCGAUACCCUGUACAUCGAAACGGACGGCUCAGAGAUGCCAGCUGAGAUAGUGGAACUCCAUGAAAUCGAAGUGGAGACCAUAGAGACAACAGUUGUUGGAGAGGACGACGAUGAACAGCCCAUGAUCGCUUUACAGCCCCUUGACUCCGAUGAUCCACACUCAAUGCAUCACCAUCAUCAGGAGGUAAUAUUGGUGCAAACACGAGAAGAAGUGGUUGGUGAAGAUGAUUCGGACAUGCACGGAGACGAUGAUUACGAGGACCAAAUUCUUAUACCUGUCCCAGUCCCUGCCGCCGAAGAGGAAUAUAUCGAACAAACUCUGGUGACUGUCGCCGGGAAGAGUUCGGGGCGAAUGAAGAAGGGGGGAAGCGUGAGGAGAAAUAAAAAGAGUUACUUGGGUGCACCUGAGGCCAGUGGUAGAAAAUGGGAACAGAAACAAGUACAGAUAAAGACUUUGGAAGGAGAGUUUUCGGUGACCAUGUGGGCAUCGGAUGACAAGAAGGAAAUUGACCAUGACACUAUGGUGGAGGAGCAUGUCAUCGGGGAGAGUUCCCCUCCCGAUUACUCAGAGUACAUGACAGGGAAGAAGCUCCCGCCUGGAGGCAUCCCAGGGAUUGACCUGUCAGACCCCAAACAGCUGGCAGAGUUCGCCAGGAUGAAGCCACGGAAAAUAAAGGAGGACGACUCUCCCAGGACGAUAGCCUGCCCCCACAAAGGGUGCACUAAAAUGUUCAGGGAUAACUCGGCGAUGAGGAAGCAUUUGCACACCCACGGACCGCGUGUUCACGUCUGCGCCGAAUGUGGAAAGGCCUUUGUUGAAAGCUCUAAACUGAAGAGGCAUCAACUUGUUCAUACCGGAGAGAAGCCUUUCCAGUGCACGUUUGAGGGCUGUGGUAAGCGGUUCUCUUUGGACUUUAACUUACGCACGCACGUGCGGAUUCACACUGGAGACCGACCCUACGUCUGUCCGUUCGACGGCUGCAACAAGAAGUUUGCCCAAUCUACCAACCUCAAGUCUCACAUCCUCACACAUGCUAAAGCUAAAAACAAUCAGUGAACCAACUAACCACUGUGAGGGUACCCCCCCCCCCCCCCAUAUCUUCGCCUAAUGUACAGAGGAGAAAACAACAAACUCUAAUGAUGCUUAACACCAACCCUGCCACCUUGGCACGAUCUUGAAAGAAAAGCAUUACGUUUCUUCUUGUGAAGAUAGGAAGUUCUUGGACCUGCAACCGAUAAGACAAGUUAUUUAUAAUGCAGCACCCAAAGAGAAGGAAUUGACAUUUUAAAGUUAUGUUCUCCAUCAGCAUAGCAAAAUAAUUGCUUUUAAAUUUUGUACCCUUUUUUUUAGUGUGCAUAUUGUACACUUUCUCUGGCUUAGUGGUAUUAUGCAUGUUUGUUUUCCCUGGGGAUUGAAAUCUAUGAUGGCUCUUGGAGGAGAAUUUUCAGUUUAUUGUACUUCCUUGCUUUUCACCCCUGUAAAACGUUUAUUUGGAUGGGUAGGGUUGUUCUUUACAGAUUUUCAUUUUGUAUACUUGUAACGUACACAUGUAUUGGAAUCAUGUAAAUAAUGGCAAUGUGAUUUUAAGUAGUGGUUUUCUUUUAUCCCUGCACUGCCAGAGAGCAAAAACAUGUCAUAUCCAUCAAAUCCUUUCUGUUUAGUUGAACACACAAUACAACCAGAACUGGUGAAACAAUUGCGUUACUGAAAUAUUUUUUUACAGGCACAAUUAACUUUCGCUAAUAUUGACCUCCCCAAUAAUCGGCCAAUAAAAACCUGUCCAUAAGCAAGCAAUGAUUUGUUUGUUUCAGACAA